GGUGUUAGCAUAGGAACUUCCAACAGACAACCUGAAGUUUAGGAUUCUCUGAUGUUUGAUUAAAAUUAGCAGGUGAUAGCUAUUAACCCGGGAAGUACAGACUAUUAAUUCCUAGUUAUUAUAUUACUUUAUGGAAGUUAUAAUUUUGUGUUCAUUUUAAAUGGUGUACUAUAAUUUGUUAAAUGCCUACUUUGUGGAAGUUUAUGUUUAUGUUUAUGUUUGCGUGUUUAUGUUUCAAGACAACCUAAUUUAAGUGAAUACUGGAAAGAAAGUAGAGCGAUCAGAAAAAAAACCCAAUACACUGUAGGAGGACAUUAAAUUUUAUGGAUGAGCUAAAGUGUCAGAACCGGAAGUCAAUUAGAAGACAACAUAUUAUUGGCUACUUACACUUUAAAAUAUUGUUGAUGAAAAAUGCAAAAAAUGAAGACUUAUUGAGUAUUUGAUUCUAUUCCUUGGCGCCUUAUAACAAACUAUGAUCAGUAUUCUGUAGGCAAUAAUAUUUUAACGGAUAACUUUACAGCGAGGAAUUGAAUUUUGAAUAGGUGCUGAUCUUGUUUCUACUAAUGAUGACAACAUGAAGUGUGUACAAAGAAAUCAUACAAAUACAAGGUUUUAUUGUGAAUUAUAUUCUUGUUAGACUCUAACAGUACAUGGUAAAACACGAUAAAGUGUAAAUUAGUUAAGUAAUUACAUAUCUCCUAGUGUUCAUAGACAAACAUAGCCACACUGCUUUACUCGUACGUGUACAAGUACGAAGUUUUGUGCGGUACUGUGCUUUACAGUACCUAGCACCAAACGUAUGUAGGUGCUAAAUGAUCAGUUCAAUAAAGUAGUAACAACUGAAUUAUCCGUUUUCAAGCUUCCAUAGACCAAGCGAUACCUGCUGCCUUUGUUGUAUUGUUAUAAUACGGAUUACUUACACGUAAGCUAUACUUUAACAAUAAUUUUUCUAUGCAUCCAAUGUAUCCCGGUUUGGAUUGGAAUAAAAUAAUACUCUGUAUAUAAGAGACCUGGACAUUAAAUAAUCAAACCCAAACACGCGCUCGGAUAUUACAUAGUAAAAUAGCGGGUAAGCAAUUAUUCUGGUAGGAGUUCUUCUCCAGAGAAAAAAAUAUUUGAGUGUUUUUCGUUGCGCCAAGAGAACAAACACACACACACACACAAACUACUUUGCGAGUGAAAAUUGAGACUCGACGUUUUUAUUCUUGGAACAGAUGUGCAAAUGGACUUUAGGACAAAAUCAACAAACGUCGUUUCAGGUUUCUGUAAAAAAAAAACAUUCUCAUUGGAAUUUGCCGGAGGAAAAUGGUGUGACGGUUUUUUUCUAAAAACUGUAAUCGCUUGUCAAAUACGAUUGGUUAUUUUCGCAAAUCAAGAAAGACGAUCCAAAAUUGAAAAGUUCAUAGAAUUGGUCUGGCGGGAGAAAGCGCCGAAUUAUAAUGACCGAAAAUAGUUGAUAUGUGGUGCAAAUCCUCUACAAACUUAAUGGUGUUUCUAACCAACGGUUACUACUUGGAUUUAUUUUAUCAAUGUUUCAAGGGAUAUGUUCAAUUCUAUAAACUAUGUUCAGUGUGCAAAUCUCGGAUUAGCAGUCUAGUUCGUAUGUCGAGCAGAUCAUCUACAGUGAACGGCAGUUCGCACUCCAAAUUCAGGAAAUAUUCACAUUUUGUUUCUCCCAGGUUGCCCCGCUCGAAGGAUUACAUGCAAAAUUUUACAGAAAAUAUAUCCGACCCUUUCCAAGUGACGGAUGUGUACAAUAAUAUAUCAGAUGAUUAUAACGCUACAGGUGGCGACGAUGUGAUCGAUUAUGAGUUAAAACAUCCUAGCAUUGGCAUCAUAUUGGCUUUCUUCAGUUUUAUAACUAUUGUCGGAAAUAUAAUGGUAAUGAUAGCCGUGUACAAAGAGAUAUAUCUGCGAACAGUGACCAACUAUUUUAUUGUUUCCUUGGCAGUGGCCGACUUAAUGGUUGGUGGUAUUGUUAUGCCCUUUAGUAUCAGCCACGAAAUGACCAAUCAGAUCUGGCUUUACGGACCAGCAUGGUGUGAUUUGUGGCAUUCAUUAGAUGUACUCGCAUCCUCGGCUUCCAUUUUAAAUCUCUGUGUGAUCUCAUUAGAUAGGUAUUGGGCAAUCACGGAUCCGAUCGCUUAUCCAUCGAAAAUGUCUACAUGUAAAGUGUGCAUGUUGAUAACUCUGGUGUGGCUGUGUUCUGCUGGGAUAUCGUUCCCUGCCAUUGCGUGGUGGAAGGCGGUAACACCGUCAGAUUUACCGGAACAUAAGUGCCUAUUUACUGAAGAUACGGCGUAUCUUAUUUUCUCCUCUCUCGUCUCCUUCUACUUCCCUACUAUAAUAAUGAUGUUUGUGUAUUGUAAAAUAUAUAGAGCAGCAGCCGCUCAAACGAGGGGACUCAAAUCCGGGUGCAAAGUGACUUCAAAUGGUCUUCGUGGUGACGGCGAAGUUAUGACAUUGCGCAUGCAUCGAGGUGGCAUGAGACGUCUCCAUGACGAUUAUAACUUUCCAUCGGCUAGUGAGAGUGACGAAAGUCCAGCACACCCAUUACAAGAAAACAAAGAAAAUGGACAAAAUCAUGGUUCUAGACAACAUGGAAAGUUUUUAACAAAGCGCUUACGAAACUUUGCUCUUAGUAAAAAACUAAGUAAAAUAGCACGGGAACAAAAAGCGGCAAAAACACUGGGUAUUGUUGUUGGUGUAUUUAUAAUGUGUUGGCUUCCAUUCUUCAUAUCUAAUGUGUUAUUUGGUAUAUGUAAUCAUUGUAUCAGUUCGCCUGAUCUACUGUUUUCCAUUUUUACAUGGCUCGGCUAUAUUAACUCGGGUAUAAACCCUAUUAUAUAUGCAUUAUCAAUGCGAGACUUUCGUCGAGCUUUUGGUAAGAUGCUUUUUGUAUGUUGUCCAAAAUACCGGGUAAAAAAUAGACGCCGGCAUCCAAACCAAGGAAGCAUGUCGAGUUCGAGUUUUUCAGUUAAUUGUGGAGACAGAUGUGUUGCUUUGAAAAUCUGACUAUGUGAUUAAUUUAUUUCAAACGAACGUUAUAAUCCGAUGAAUUUAUUUCUGAUUAAUUUAUUUCAAACGAACGUUAUAAUCCGAUUAAUUUAUUUCACGAACUUAAAAAUAAUAUCAUUAAUGUAUUCUGUAUAGUUUUAAACUACUAAAACAUUUUCAAAUUUAUUUUGUUCU
Patella vulgata (common limpet) is the source of this 3192-nucleotide messenger RNA. Its product is annotated as dopamine receptor 2. The transcript has 2 exons. Lineage: Eukaryota; Metazoa; Mollusca; Gastropoda; Patellidae. Gene Ontology annotation, cellular component: membrane. Gene Ontology annotation, biological process: adenylate cyclase-activating adrenergic receptor signaling pathway. Bases 1459 to 3015 code for a protein of 518 amino acids. Gene Ontology annotation, molecular function: G protein-coupled receptor activity. The record is from RefSeq and is a predicted model, not a curated record.